Molecule: messenger RNA, 1373 nt
Organism: Exophiala mesophila
Lineage: Eukaryota; Fungi; Ascomycota; Eurotiomycetes; Chaetothyriales; Herpotrichiellaceae
Exons: 1
Coding region: 108-893 (261 amino acids)
Biological process (GO): protein processing; SREBP signaling pathway
Cellular component (GO): Dsc E3 ubiquitin ligase complex
Source: RefSeq, a predicted model, not a curated record
AGCCGCAUCAUCAUCACUAAUGGCUACCUUGUUCAGAACGUGCGAAGCCAGGCUUUAUUGCUGACCAUGCCAUUCGGGUCGAUGUCUUCCGCUCUUCACAAGUGGGAAUGAAUCAGAAUGAUGCAAAUUCGCGCCGCCUCCGUGUGCCUGUCAAGUCUGGCCAUGUAGAUUCCCUCCUCCGCUCCCUCGACGCCCUUGUCUUCCUGCAGCUGGGAAUCGUCUACCUGUGCGACAAUCUGACCUUCUUCUUGAUACUGCGCGCAGCGUCGCAGGUCCUACAUGUCCAAUAUCGUCCACCUCCAUUGACCCCCGCAAUCCAACUCCCUCCUGUCGUAUUAGCGAACCUACUUUGCCUCUUCACCCAUGCCAUCUCGGCAGCGCCUCAGUCGACAGGAUGGGCGUCGCGAGGCUACAUUCACGGGGGUCUGAUCAUCGAUUUUGUGGGCGAACUCGGUCCGGUCUCGAAAUGGCGACUGGUGGGCAUGGACCUCAUGAUCUUCGCCCUCCAGUUUUUGAUUUUAGUCGUGGGCAACGAGAAGUUGAAGGAAAUCGGACACGUGGCUCCACAGGAACCAGCAAAUACACAAGAUCUUGAGGCGGCAGAGGAGGGUCGUGCAGGUUCGCGUGUCGAGCCGGUCGAGACUCAAGAGGGCUUUGAACUACAAAAUCUAUUGCCGGAGGGAUCCCAGGAACGGAGUGCAGCGCAUGACAAAUCAAACAGACCCAACGAAGAGGACGAUUUGAUUGAGUUGAACGUGCAGGAGGCAUUGAGAAGUUUGAUGAAGAGAAGCCGGACCAGUGCGACAACGACAGCCACCGAGAAUGCUGCGGAGCGAGCAGGAAUUGCCGAUAUCUUGACCAGAAUUGCUGCUGCACGGGCACGAGCUGGCUGAUUGAUUCACGAGUUGGACCGUUGGUGUUACUGGUAUCAGUGGUCCAAGGAUCAAUCAUCCACCCAGCCCUCCAUAUUCACUGAUGCUGGACUGGCCUCUUCCAGCAUUUUCUCAGCUGGCAGCAUGCAAUUCAGAUGCGGCGACAGGGACUGUGUCCAUCACACGACGGCAAUCUGACGGCCAGCCCAGUAAUACCGACUAUCGACUAUCACAGCCCCUCUGUCAUCGGAACCCGGAAUGCGUAGAGUGGCCUAGGCAUCAAAGGAAAGGGUUUCCCUCGUGAGGAGGCCACACCGAAAAAGCAGGCUUCCCGGCUUCCUUGGAGUUGCUUGAAGCAAACAACAUGAAUGACAUUGUAUAGACGCGUACCUACCAACAUGUCUUUGGACGUGUAUAUUGGCUUGACACCUCCUUCUAGGUAAUGAUAGUACUUGGGGUCUAGAACGCCGUUGAGCGCAUGAAGUUGGCCUGAUAGACAGA